Messenger RNA from Hydra vulgaris (swiftwater hydra), 1704 nucleotides. Lineage: Eukaryota; Metazoa; Cnidaria; Hydrozoa; Anthoathecata; Hydridae. The record is from RefSeq and is a predicted model, not a curated record.
AUGAGUUCACAAAGAACGAAACGACGAAAAAUUGCUGCGGUGGUGCAAAAAAUUGUCGAAGAAGCUUCUUUAAGUAGUUACGAAUUAGUUAAUGAAAUAUUUGUGGAGAACAAUAAUAUAGAUGAAAGUUCACAUGAAGAAUUUUAUGAUAAUAAUGAUUGGCUUGCACGUUCCAAUGAUGAUUCUAAUAACGAAGAGAUGGAGCAACUAAACCCAAACAAAAAAAGCUUAAACAAGGAUCUAGGAAAAUGGGCAGUCAGUUAUAAAAUAUCUCACAAUGCAUUAGACAGUUUACUACAGGUUCUGAGAAAAAAUGGAUCAGAUUUGCCUAAAGAUUCUAGAUCACUUCUACACACAAAGAGGAAAAUUGAAACCAAAUAUGUUGCAGGUGAUUUUAUUGAUGAAAUGCAACGUUUUCAAGAAGUUGGUGUUAUAUGUGACAAGACUGAAAAAGCAUACAAAAUAAAGUUAGAAGCAGUUAUUUGUGAUGCACCAGCUCGGUCAUUUGUUAAGUGCGUUAAAACACAUAAUGAAUACAAUUAUUGUGAACGAUGUAUUCAACCUGGCGAGUUGUAUCAAAAAAUAGUUUUACCAGACUUAUCUGCUCCAUUAAGGACUAAUAUAGACUUUUUAAAUCAACAUGAUUCAGAACACCAUAACGCAAUAUCUCCUUUUACAAAGCUAAAUUAUAAUAUGGUAAGUGGUUUUCCAAUAGAUUAUAUGCAUUGCAUUUGUUUGGGUGUUGUCAGAAGAAUUUUAAACUUAUUGAUUCGUGGCCCACCUUCAAGUAGGUUGUCUCAAAAUAUUAUUGCAGUAAUUUCAGAAAAACUGGCAGCUUUGAGACUGUAUAUUUCAAAAGAGUUUUCUAGAAAGUCUCGUUCAUUAUCAAAAUUUAGACGAUGGAAGGCUACUGAGCUCCGUCUUUUUUUGGUUUAUACAGGGCCAGUAGUUUUAAAAGGACUGCUGUUACCUAAUCAUUAUCAAAAUUUUAUUGACUUAUCUGUUGCUGUAAGGAUUUUGUUGCGUUCUUCUUUACUUAAACAUUAUGCUGGGUAUGCUGGUCAGUUGUUACAAUAUUUUGUGCAGACUUUUGAAGAGUUGUACGGUAGAGAUCAGCUAGUAUACAAUGUUCAUUCAUUAAUACACUUAGCUGAUGAUGCAAAACACUAUGGUGCUCUUGAUAAUUGCUCGUCCUUCAAAUAUGAAAGUUAUCGUGGUCAAUUAAAAAAGCUUGUUCGCAAGGCCCAGUCACCUUGUUCACAAAUUGCCAAAAGAAUUUUUGAAAAUGCAGAUUUUUAUACCUGUCAGCAAAUUCAUUCUGUUGGUUUUAGUAAACUGCACACUGAAGGUCCUGUAAAUAUUACUCUGAGCCAUUAUCUUCAAUUCAAACAGUAUCAGAACAAAAAGUAUUUUAUGUCUAACAGUGUCGGAGACAAUUGCUUCGAAAUAUGUGGUAAAAUUGGAAUUGUUAGAAAUAUUUUAAAACCAACUGCCACCAAUGAUAAUGCUUAUAUUCUUUUUGAGGCGUUUGCUUACAAAGAAUCUUUUUUUAAAGAUCCAUGUGAUUCUCAGAAGUUAAAUAUUUAUAUGGUUGAGAGAACUGAUGGUUUAUAUGAGUGUUUGCCGCUAAGUGACACAGUGAAAAAAUGUCUUUGUUUACCAUAUAAAAAUGGAUUUAUUGUAAUGCCGCAAUUGCACUAUUGA